CUCCGUCCGCCACCAGUCCUGCGAGCGCUCGGUCGGCACCACACCGACACACAAGUGCUGCUCGGCGGAUGCAUUCAUGCUUCUCUACUCAUUUUCUGCGUUCAUAAUAAACCUUGGAUAUUGUUGACGGCUGCAAAAGACUCACGGACUGAGGCCCAGACCAAAGAUCCAGCUGUCACUGCUCAGCAUCUACCUUACAGCUAUACAUUUGUCCACCUCUUCUGUCCGUCUCAUCUCCUUCUGUUCCCAACCGACUCGCUCUCUCUUUCUCUCACCACCCCCACUCCCCUCCCGACUCUCAGCCUCCCUGAUGCCUAAGAACAGCAAGGUGACGCAGCGUGUGCAGAGCCAUGAGCACGUCACAGAGUCGGUGGCCGAUCUGCUCGCACACGAGGAGACGCUCGACUACAAGAAUAGCUCCCUUAACGUUGGAGGGGCCGCCGGGAAAAAGGUCCCGCAGAUAGAGGUGCUAGAAAACGAUGGACGCCCCGCCUGGAACAGCAAACUGCAGUACAUCCUGGCCCAGGUGGGCUUCUCUGUGGGCCUGGGGAAUGUGUGGCGCUUCCCUUACCUGUGCCAGAAGAACGGAGGAGGUGCCUAUCUGGUUCCCUACUUCAUCCUCCUCCUCCUCAUCGGCAUCCCACUCUUCUUCUUGGAGCUGGCUGUGGGUCAGAAGAUCCGGCGUGGGAGCAUCGGGGUCUGGAACUACGUCUGUCCCAGUCUGGGCGGUAUAGGAAUGUCCAGUCUGAUAGUGUGUGGCUUUGUGGGUCUCUACUAUAAUGUGAUCAUCGGCUGGAGCAUCUUUUAUUUCUUCCAGUCCUUCCAGUAUCCUCUUCCAUGGAGCGAAUGUCCCAUCAGAAGGAACGGGACACUUGCCUUUGUGGAGCCAGAGUGUGAGAAAAGCUCGGCCACAACCUACUUCUGGUACCGUCAGACUCUGAACACCACCAGCAGCAUCGCAGAGAGCGGCGGCCUCAACGUGAAAAUGACCAUGUCUCUGUUGGUGGCCUGGAUCAUCGUCUGCCUCGCCGUCAUCAGAGGAAUCGCCUCCUCUGGGAAGGUGAUGUACUUCAGCUCUCUUUUCCCCUAUGUGGUGCUGUUCUGUUUUCUGGUCCGAGUUUUGAUGCUGAAGGGCUCAGUGGAUGGCAUUGCUCACAUGUUCACUCCCAAGUUGGAGAAGAUGCUUGGACCGCAGGUGUGGAGGGAGGGCGGCCACCCAGGUCUUCUUCGCCUGGGUCUGGGGUUUGGAGGAGUCAUAGCCUUCUCCAGUUACAAUAAGAUCGAUAACAACUGUCAUUUUGAUGCAGUGCUUGUCUCUGUCAUCAACUUCCUCACUUCCAUUCUGGCCACACUGGUAGUGUUCGCUGUGCUGGGCUUCAAGGCCAACAUCAUGAAUGAAAAGUGUGUCGUAGAGAAUGCAGAGAAGAUCCUGGGAUACCUCACCUCUGACGUCCUGAGCCACGAUCUCAUCCCUCCACAUGUGAACUUCUCCCAUCUCUCCACAUCAGACUACGUUGAGAUAUACGGCGUCAUCAAGACGGUGAAAGAGGGCAGCUUCGCCCAGCUAGGUCUGGAGCCUUGUCUCCUGGAGGAUGAGCUCAACAAGUCUGUUCAGGGCACCGGCCUGGCCUUCAUCGCCUUCACAGAGGCCAUGACCCAUUUCCCGGCGUCUCCGUUCUGGUCAGUAAUGUUCUUCUUCAUGCUCAUCAACCUCGGUCUGGGCAGCAUGAUCGGCACCAUGACCGGCAUCACCACACCUGUCCUCGACACCUACAAGGUCCAGAAGGAGCUUUUCACAGUGUGUUGCUGCAUUGUGGCCUUCUUCUGUGGCCUGUUGUUUGUUCAACGCUCAGGGAAUUACUUUGUCACAAUGUUUGAUGAUUACUCUGCCGGACUGCCUCUCACAGUAGUGGUCAUCCUGGAGAAUCUGUCUGUCGCUUGGUUUUAUGGCACAAAAAGGUUCAUGCAAGAUCUGGAGGACAUGUUGGGUUUUCGACCAUGUAUAAUCUAUUUCUACUUGUGGAAGUACGUCUCCCCUCUGUGUCUCAUCGUGCUCAUCUCAUCCACUGUCAUAGAGAUGGCCAUCAGUCCACCGGGAUACAAUGCCUGGGUCGAAGAGCUGGCCCAGGAACGCUUCGAGAGCUAUCCUCCCUGGGCACUGGUCAUGUGCUUCGCUCUUAUCUUCGUGGCCAUGCUUCCUCUUCCUGUUGUCUACAUCGCCCGUCGCUUCAACCUAAUGUCAGACGGCUCCAACAAGCUGUCUGUCUCCUACCGUAAAACCAUGAUGAAGGACAUAUCCAACCUGGAGGAACAGGACGAGUCCAGAUUCAUUCUCGGCGCCAAGCCCGGUGAGGCACCAGCAUCGUCACCAGCACGCAAGGCCUUCCUGACUCCAGGAGGCACCAAACCCCUGGACACCAACUCACUGUCUCCAAACAUCUGCUACGGUACGAGCUACCAGAACGCUGCCAUCAGCCCCACCACACCGACUACACCGACCACGCCCCCCACACCAGAGUCUGACUCUUGACUGCUGUCCAACCAACCCUCUGACACCCAGUCCUGUAGCACAGUUCACCUUCCAGCCAUAAAGUCUCCACCGGGGGUCACUGCAGAGCCAAGAAUCCCCACCCCCCAACUGUCCCUAGCCGCCCAAUUUAUCUAAAUACAUGCUUCACAAAAUAAAACCAAGAAACCACCUGCAGCAGGUAAAAGGAGACAAAAUUCACUCUUAACAGUAGAUGAAACAUAUCAGAAUGAGAUUGACACACUGUACAUCCGUAUCUAUUCUGUAUAUAACAUCAAAUGCUAUAUUAAGAUAUAGUUUUGGGAUUUGCUUUUCUUUGCCUUAGUACAAGUAUCCUCAGCAGACCCCCCCCCCCCACACACACACACACACACACACACACACACACACACACACACACACACACACAGUUUAAUGCACAUCCCUGUCGGCACAGUGCAGGGGAUCUGAAAGAAUGAAUGUAGUGGAGCCGGUGUGGUCCUGCUGGUUGAAUUGUUUUUUUCUUCCUGUACACUGGGCCAAGAGAGCCGAGAUGAAUGUGAGUUUAAUUAUUUGAUGAAUUAAAGCCUGUCCUCCGUAGUGGUACAGUCAAAGCCAUAUAGUCAAAGUUAUUUUCUAUGAAGUAUAUUGCAGUGAUUUCAGUCAGUACAGACAUUAUGUCUACACAAGCACCUCUGUUCUGAUGUUUGAGCUAGAAAACAUGUUUCAUCGCGUGGAUCUGUUUUCAGGGCUCUUGUGUAAUGUAAACUAUUCUUAAGGCUGCUCUAAAGACAUCCAUUUAUGUCCCUCUGUGUUUUGUGUCUAGCCAGUAUUGUAAACAGUGGUAUGCAGUAUAGUAAUAUGAUAGAGGAUAAAAGGAUUUCAUCAUCCGUAACGCACACAUUAUAACAUGUAAAAAUUUAAAAAAAAUGUCAGUUUCUCCACCAAAGAGUACAUAGUAGACAACAAAACAUUUGAAAUCUACAUAUUUAUGUUGAAGAAAAAACAGAAAGGAUAUGCAGAAUCGUGUUGAAAGUGAACCACUUCCAACACUUGUUUUAAGCACGUGACUGAAAGACAAGGCACUCGUUGUCAUUCAGUAACACAAAGCACAGCUUUUCAGGAGAGUUUGAAACAAAUGUUGAUUCCUCACAAGGCUACAAAAGCACAAAAGAGAUUUCACACAAUUAUUGUGCACGAGUGAAUUACUAACCCUAAUUGUUGGCUUAUUGUUUUGAAGACACAUGGAAUUAAAAUAAUUGCUGCCUACUAAUAUGUCCCAUACAAAGAGUAAGCAAGAGAUAUUUAUUUUAGAGCACUUUGGACCAAAAACAUUAUAACUAUGAAAUAGGAAAAUCAGCAAUGGACCUAAAGAUUUAGUAACUGAAGGAACAAAAAUCCAAAUGUAAUAUUAAACUUAUCAAAUAGCUUAGUAUGAACUUCUGUAAGCCUUGGACAAACUGUAUACAUACACAAACAACACAUUAAAAAUGCACCGUUUCUGUAUCUGUGUGGAAUAAUAGACCUCAUUAAGUGUUAUUGAAAGAGACAGCCACAACUGUGUCUUCUUUGUGAUGAAGACCUUUGACUCCUGGUUGAACUGAUUCAUUAUUGUACACACUGGUAGCAAAUAGUUGUGCAAAACUGUCAACAAGUUCACACUGAGCACACUCAAGUUCCUGUUACAUGGAAGAGGAUACCUUUAUUUAUUUUUUUAUCACAAUAUUCAAAUCCAUGGUGUUAAGGAUUAAAUGGACUAUAUUUAUAUUCCUGUAUAUUUGCAUUGUAGAUGUGAUGAACAACAAAGAGUUAUCUUUUAAAAGUAUAUUUUCAUCUUCUUUGAAAGUUAUGUAAAUUGUAUAUCUAAAGACUUGUCUAUUUUGUAGUUUGUGUAGCUAUUUUGUUUUGUGCGAUGUGAAAAUGCUGCCGGUAGGUUGACGUGUGGUGUGAAGUGUCGUCUUUAUGGCCAGCAGCUGGUUGUCUGCUGUGUUACUGAGAGCUGUGUGUUCUUCUGGUGUGAGGUGAUGUCCACUCACUUUAGCUUCAGCAGUCUGCUUGUUUUUAGCGACACUAGCACCACCUCCGUUGACCACAACACAAUCCAGCAGGUCAACUUUAGUUCAUGACAGGAUAUCUCUCAAAAUAACUCCAGUCUGCCUCAGCCAUAUUGAGAUGAAUGCUACAUGUUAGCACGUUGCCCUGCUAAUUGUAUGAAAACACGCUAACAUGCUGUUACCUUUAGUCUGACAAGAUUAUUAGCAUACUAACUAACCUAACAUGUGAAAUGUUAGAUUAAAUAUCACAAGGGUAAUAAAUCCAAUAGUUGCUAGCAUACAUGUUAAGAUGCGAACAAGCUUUGGUUCAAAUUCUGCAAAACAAGGAAAACCUUUUGAGUAUUACAGUAUAGCCCCACUGUUUUGGCUUGUAGUCAUUUAAAUUAGCUUAUUAUUAUUUGGGCAGUUCAUAAACAGGCAAUAUCAGACACAAAACACUGUGCAGCUCUGUUUAAGUUAACUGAAUGUAUCAGUGUUAAUAUUGGAUUUGAUUUAGAUGUAACUGAUGACGUGGCUUGCAGUCAUUUUGACACGUUUUGUUGUUCUUUUAGACUAAAAGUGAAGCCAAACCAGAAGGAGCACAUUCCGACAGAACAGCCACUGUGUUAUGUGUUGUGUUUUUUGUGUCCUUAUUCCUUCUGUCAUAUUAAUGGAGAUGGACUGAUACAUCUAGUUCCACAUGAGCACACACCACGCUCACGUCUUAACUUUGUAUGCAAUCACACGGCAUCCAGAAUUCAAAACUGUCACAUUAGAUUUAUUCCUUCAUUUUCCAGCCAAGCAGCAGUUUUGUGUUCUGUGUGUAAAGAGCUUCACAUCUUGCUGUCUAGUGUGGCUCUAAACUUUAUGUCUUGUUUUAUCUCACCUUGUUUUAGUUUGUGUGAGCCAGGUACUUCCUGCUGACAGUGUGUCAUGUAGAGAUCUCUCUGUUGUUCACGUCUAUAAAUAAUCUUGUGUAAUCAAGAUAGAUUUUAUCCAUGUGAAGUAUAUAAUUGUCUUAAAAAGUAACUGUUUAGCAGUAAAUGCAAUAUAAAGUAAUAAUGAAUGUGAUUAAUGCACCUUUGUUUUCACUGGGACUGCAAAAGAUGUUAGGGUUUGUUUUGUUGUCCUCAUAGUAUAAAAGCAAUAUCAACUUAUUACACUACAGAGUCAUUUAAGAUUGACACAUUAGUGUCAGAUAAUAGCAAUGACUAGGAGCUGCCCCUUACAGCCAAAGGAAUGUUACAACCUUUCCUUACAAGUGCUGAAGUGUAUGUGCGUAUGUAACUAUAAUAAAUGUGUGUGAGUGUGUGUAUGAGUGUGAAUUAUAUAAAUGUGUAUGUGUGUAGAUUCCUUAUUUUACCUGUAAGUGCAGGGCCUUACUGAGCACACGUUUCAAGCACUGUCUGUACAGGAGACAUGUUUAUAAAUGUCUCUUUACAGCUUCUCUCUCUCUCUCUCCUGAGUCAUAUUAUGAUUGUAUCAUACUGACAAUUAUUGUAAAAAACAAUGUGAACCAAAAAUAUUAAUAAUAAAGAGUGGACA
Molecule: messenger RNA, 6084 nt
Organism: Cyclopterus lumpus (lumpfish)
Lineage: Eukaryota; Metazoa; Chordata; Actinopteri; Perciformes; Cyclopteridae
Product: sodium-dependent neutral amino acid transporter SLC6A17-like
Biological process (GO): proline transport; glycine transport; L-leucine transport
Cellular component (GO): synaptic vesicle; plasma membrane
Source: RefSeq, a predicted model, not a curated record